AUGAUUGGCCCGCAUAGAUUCAAAGAUGGACUUCGAAGCCUGCAGUUUCUGACAGCACUUCAGCAGCACUCCAGUGUGCUGGCUCCUAUCCUGUGCCACUCAGACAAGAAGCUGACCGCUCAAGACAUAGAAAACCUGUUCAGAGCAGACCUCAGUCCAGUAGGAAGCAACAGGAGGCUGGAGGAAGCCAAAGCACUAAGCUUCUGGGCAGACUAUCUGCUUGAUUGCGAAGAACAACAACAAACUACCGUGUCCCUUGAGGAUUUGCUGAUGUUUUCGUCAGGGCUGUCAUCACUUCCACCUGCUGGAAUUGUACCACAGCCACGCAUAGAGUUUUUAACCAACUCACCAUUCCCAAUGGCAAACACUUGUGCGAAUACUGUCAAGCUACCUCUGUUGCAAUCAUGCCAUGUUUAAGACAAACAUGGAUUUUGGGAUACAAAAUUCUCCUGGAUUUGGAUGCAUUUAAGCAGUACCUGGUUAACUUUUUUUCUUCAAUUAGAGCAACAUCUUCUUUGUCAAGUUCUAUCUGUAAGACUCUCUGGCAUGUAAGGCCUUUGGCAGCCUCUGGCAGGCUUUUGCAUUAUUGAAAAUGCUUAUGUGUUGCAGCAAUAACAUACAUUUAAUGGAAGGAUUGAUUUAAAUGUUAUUUUAUACAGAAAAAUGAAGCUCAACCACAUUCACUCAAAUUUUAAGUCUUUGGAUAAUGCCAUUAUAGUAAGUAAGACUUUAUUUAUAUAGCACAUUUCAUACAAGAAUUGUAGCUCAAGGUGCUUUACAUAAAAUCAAUAAAAACAAUAAUACAAGUGAUAAACAAUUAAAACAAAAAUAAAAAUCCCAAUAAGAUCUCUGUUCAAGAGAGAAAACAACUUUAAAAAGUAGGAAAACCCUUUUGAGAUAAAAUUACUUAAAUGCUUCGGUAAAAAUGUAGGUUUUAAGCUGUCUUUUA
Messenger RNA from Osmerus eperlanus (European smelt), 949 nucleotides. RefSeq names its product G2/M phase-specific E3 ubiquitin-protein ligase-like. Lineage: Eukaryota; Metazoa; Chordata; Actinopteri; Osmeriformes; Osmeridae. The transcript is spliced from 2 exons. The record is from RefSeq and is a predicted model, not a curated record. Gene Ontology annotation, molecular function: ubiquitin-protein transferase activity. The coding region runs from base 1 to 417 and encodes 138 amino acids.